CUAACCCGUUUGUAUCUGUAUGGCCUUUUACUACAAUUCACAAUACAUGAAACCGAAUUAGGGAUUGAAAUAGAUUUUGUAACAACCACCAGAGAAUUAGAGAUCCAAGAAUUUAUUCAUAUUUUUAUUUAUUUCUGUUAUCAAUAAUGAAUGAAGAUUAUGAGAUUAAUCAAAAGAAGCAAAGCGCUGCAGAUGUUACGUUUCAGUAUUCCAAUUUUGUAAUGGCGUGUAUUGGGUUUCAAGCCCGGCCUUGUGACAUGAGAUUGCAUUUGAUGAAGGAGAUAUCGGGGAUGCCAACUUCUCUAAAGAGGGAGACAUCCCAAUUAACUGCAUCUCCAGAUGCAAUGGGGGAGACAUCAAGCUCGGGCACUGCACGACUUGACAAAACUGACAGUUUUCGUGCCUUGUAGUUGCAAUCAUUACUUCAUGUAUCAAUUUUUACAGGUUGCUCUUUGUGGGUUUGAAUUAAAGACUAUUUAUAUAUCUGUAUAGUGAAUUUUUGUUUUCUUUGUUGAGAGUUGUUAUCUACUGAUGGGUUCUCUUUGCCUGUAUAUUUUUAAUAUUAAUAUGCACUAUAAGGUUGUAUUA
Molecule: messenger RNA, 588 nt
Organism: Erigeron canadensis
Lineage: Eukaryota; Viridiplantae; Streptophyta; Magnoliopsida; Asterales; Asteraceae
Exons: 3
Coding region: 147-410 (87 amino acids)
Source: RefSeq, a predicted model, not a curated record